Messenger RNA from Prosopis cineraria, 1617 nucleotides. RefSeq names its product AT-hook motif nuclear-localized protein 1-like. The record is from RefSeq and is a predicted model, not a curated record. NCBI's taxonomy places the organism in Eukaryota, Viridiplantae, Streptophyta, Magnoliopsida, Fabales, Fabaceae. Gene Ontology annotation, molecular function: minor groove of adenine-thymine-rich DNA binding. Bases 198 to 1184 code for a protein of 328 amino acids. The transcript is spliced from 6 exons.
GGGAAGGGAAAAUGGCAGUAUUAUGAGUCUGGUUUUCUUUCAUGAACAAAGCAAACCUAGGUGGUAACAUUAAUUCUGCAGCAAGGGUAAAAAGGCCUACAGCUUGUGGCGCCAUUUCCAGGGACCUCAUUGUUCAAAGUUCAAAGCAUUCAUCUUCACCUUGUCGCUUCUCAUCCUGCAACGAACACAGAUAACCUAUGCAGAGUACUCUAAUGGAAGAAAGCGUGUCGGGCUCAACCCCACAACCUAUUGCUGUAUCCCUGCCUCAGGUGACCAAGAUGGACGUGGUGAACAGUGCAGGGGCAAUAGUGGUUGCAGAACCCGUUACAACGCCGGUGAGCGGAGGCCAAGGCAGCUUUGAUUUGUCUGGGAAAAAGAAGAGGGGAAGGCCCAGAAAAUAUGACUCCGAUGGAAACUUGACGACAUCGUAUCAGCAACGGUCUGCCUCUCCCUUCUCUUUAUCCUCCAAAAGGGGUCGACCUAAGCCUCUUCCCCACCUUUUCGCAUCCUUCGGUGGGUUUUUUGCAAACACAGCUGGCGGGGAUUUUACACCUCAUGUGGUGACUGUUCGUACCGGAGAGGAUGUUGCAGGAAAAAUUCUUGCAUUCGCCCAGAACGGUCCCAGAGGAAUAUGCAUUCUUUCUGCCAAUGGAGCUAUCUCUAAUGUCACAAUGCGCCAACCUGGCUCUUCCGGUGGCUUCUUGACUUACGAGGGUCGAUUUGAGAUUUUAUCUCUGUCUGGGUCAUUCACAAUGAACGACAAUGGCAGUGGCAUGACAAGUCGGACUGGUGGGUUGAGUGUCUCACUAGCUGGCCCUGAUGGACGUGUCAUAGGAGGUGGAGUUGCAGGUUUAUUGACAGCUGCUAGCCCAAUCCAGAUUGUGAUGGGCAGCUUCAUGUCAAAUGGUUUUUACCAUAAGAAAUAUAAAAAGAAGCAGCAACCUAAUUCAGGUGGUCCAGAUACGGGGAUGGCAGGUAGGCCGGUCUCACAUGAAAAUCUUAAUGGUGAAGCCUUCUUGAAACCAACGUCUCAGAUACCAGAACAAGGCCAGAGAGAAUCCGAGGUUGUCACUAUUGAUGAACAGAACUUGGAUGCUACACCCAAUGAGCACUUGAACGGUUCUCAACAUUUGUCGGAUCACAGGCCGCACCCAGACAUCAAUAUAUCUCUGCCUGCACAAUAGAGGUUUUAGGUGAUUUGGAGGCUGACAUGAUAACAGAAUGAAGCUAACUGGUACCUUUGUGUUGACAACCAGAUUAUUUGUUGUAGUGUUAUUAAUAUUAGGAUAUUGUCAGGAAUUGGAAAGGAAUGAGGACUCGUCUUUUUGUCUGGUCUCUAGUUCUUUUAUUGUAUCAGAAAGAUUGUUAGCCAUUACCCGGAGAAGUUUAAGGUUUGUUGUUUCAGUAAUUGAGUCAGAGAUUACUUGUAUGGUACACUGAUGCUUAUUCACAUGUUCUUUAAUUAUCAGCAUCACUCUCACGCUAAUUGUAUUUUAGAUGCAUGAAUUAUGCCUGUUCUAGAUGCAAGAAGUUCUUGCAAAAAUCAAAGUUGUAAAAUUAUUAAGAAUCACAACAGUAGAGUUUCUUAGAACGUUACGUUCCAAGUCAUCCUGUUCA